GAGGUCCUAACUAUCUCUGGGUCUUCUCUAUCUUUUCCCCAGACCGCGCUGCCAAUGGGCCCCUCCCCUACCACCGCAUCUGGUUCAUAUAUAUCUCUUGCGUCCAUCCCUCCUCGCUGUCCCGUCUCGAAAGGUUUCUCGCUCUCCAGUCUCGACUCCAUCCGUCUCUGGUGAUACCCCACUUCCACCCAUAGAAGUCUCUUGUCUCUGCACCCCGACAAAGACUCACACACCCUUCCGACAGUCGAACUCUCGACCACCUUUUCCCUUCAUCGACACACCUUGUCCUUUGACAUCUCUCACACACGACACAGCCCAUCAUGUCGUACAGUUGGGUGGGAGCUCCCACGGAGUUCAAUGGCACGAAUCCCGAUACUGGCGGUGAUUCCGUCACCGAGAACCUUAACCAGUGGUAUCAGAGCGGCGACCAGGCCUAUAUUCUCGUCUCCGCUUGCAUGGUCCUCAUGAUGAUUCCCGGUAUCGCUUUCCUUUACUCGGGUCUCGCCCGUCGCAAGUCGGCUCUCUCGCAGCUCUGGGUCGCCAUGAUGACCUUCUCCCCCUCGCCCGGCUCGCCUCUGGUCCCCGCGCUUCUCUACUCUUUCUACCAAAUGAUGUUCCUCGCCGUCACCGCCGCCCUGACCGCCGGUGCCACUGCCGAGCGCGGUCGCGUCAUUCCCUGCAUGGUCUUCAUCUUCUUCUGGGCCACCCUCGUCUACUGCCCCCUAGCCUGCUGGGUCUGGAACGUCAACGGCUGGGCUUUCAACUACGGCGUUCUCGACUACGCCGGUGGUGGCCCCGUCGAGAUUGGCUCCGGCAUGUCCGCUCUCGCUUACUCCUGGGUCCUCGGCCGCCGCAACGAGAAGAUGAUGCUGAACUUCCGCCCUCACAACAUCUCGCUCAUCACCCUCGGCACCGUCUUCCUAUGGUUCGGCUGGCUCGGCUUCAACGGUGGUUCUGCCUUUGGCGCCAACCUCCGUGCCGUCAUGGCUUCGUGGAACUCGUGCCUGACUGCCAUGUUCGCCGCCAUGGCUUGGUGCCUGCUUGAUUACCGCCUUGCCAAGAAGUGGUCCCUCGUCGGCUGGUGCUCAGGCACCAUCUCCGGUCUUGUCGCCGCCACUCCCUGCUCCGGCUUUAUCCCUCCCUGGGCUUCCAUCAUCCUCGGUGUCGUUGCCGGUGUCGCAUGCAACUUCGGCACCAAGGUCAAGUUCAUCCUCAAGAUUGACGACUCGCUCGAUGUCUUUCGCUGA
Molecule: messenger RNA, 1247 nt
Organism: Verticillium alfalfae VaMs.102
Lineage: Eukaryota; Fungi; Ascomycota; Sordariomycetes; Glomerellales; Plectosphaerellaceae
Product: ammonium transporter MEP3
Exons: 3
Coding region: 321-1247 (308 amino acids)
Biological process (GO): ammonium transmembrane transport
Cellular component (GO): plasma membrane
Molecular function (GO): ammonium channel activity
Source: RefSeq, a predicted model, not a curated record